AUGCGACCAUCGAUUAAACGUCAAUCAAUUAUUAUACCACGUCCGACCAAAGCCUCGUUAGCACGUCAAUCGAAAAUCCGCAAUUCAAUCCUUGUUUCAACAACGAAUACAUUGAAGCCGAUCCAAAAUGAGCAAAUUAAGAGCGAAAAUGAUUUAUCCACAAUUGGUCUCAACAAACAACAAGCUCAAGCUCGACGAUCCAGUGCAAUAGCCAAAAAUAAUAUUGUCUUCAAACGACGACGUUCGUUCCAUAAACUAGCUGUGAUCGUUUCAGGCUCUUCAUUAGAUAACUCAACUGGAGAAGGAGAAACUUUAAAACAAGUUAUUGUUGCUUCAUUAACUGAAAAUGUCAAAAAAAUGGACUUAGUCGAACAGCCGAAAGGCAAAACGUCGACUAACAAUGACAAUAAAGAAAAUCGCGCAUCGAAACGUCCGACAAUAUCCAGUGCAAUACGGAAAAAAGUAAUACCAAUACCUGUUCAAAUACUCGAUAAAUACGCUGCCGAAGAACUAACAAUCGAAAUUAUCGAGCAAGCAUUAACAAAUGAAGAAUUACAAACCGAUGAAGAUGAUGAACCAAUUGAUCCCACAUAUGCGAUGGAUUAUGUCGCUGAUAUUAUGAAUUUGCUAUAUACAUUAGAAAAAAAAUAUCCGAUUCAAUCCACAUUUUUAACAACUUCAUCGUCAGCAACAUCAUUUCCAUCAACAACGAUGGCAACAAUGGCUAAUGGUAGUGCCACAAGAUCAUGGAAACUUACCACAAAACAUCGAACCAUUGUUGUCGGAUGGAUUAUACAAUUAUUUUAUGCUCGAUUUCACUUAUCACAAGAUGCUAUGCACAUUUGCGUUGGUCUACUUGACCGUUUUCUUCAACAAUGUAUGAAUUCUUCAACAGCUGGUACAUCGUUUGUGACACAAAAGAAUUUACAACUAAUUGCCGUUGCUGCAUUUCUCAUUGCCGCAAAAGUUGAAGAAACACAUCAUCCACCUGUUGAUGAACUUGUCUAUGUAACAGAUCAUACUUACACAAGUGAACAAGUCAAGCGAAUGGAAAAGAAGAUUCUUCAUGAGUUACGAUUUGAAUUAAAUCGACCGACAAGUCUUCAAUUUCUUCGCCGUUAUUCCUUCAUCUCAAGUGCAGGUGACGAACAACAUGCAAUCGGAAAAUUUCUCAUUGACAUGGCAUUACUCGAUGUCUCAUGUAUUGGUUUAGCUCCGUCGUUAGUUGCUGCCAGUGCCACAUACAUCGCACGUUGUCUUCUCCAUCCAAGUCAACCAGCAACAUUCGAACAAUGUUGGCCAAGCGAAUUACAACAACGUUCGCCCUACAAAACCUUUGAAUCACUUUCGAAUGGCAUUAGAAUUUUAGCACAAUUUCUCGACAAAAAUCUUACCGGAAAUAAUUGUAAAGAAUGCGAAAUUCUUAUCAAACGUUAUGAACAUGAACAAUUAUCACAAGCAAGUUUGUAUUGUGUACAACAACGAGCUCUUAUUCGUCAAUUAGCAAACCAGUUCGAGUCUUAUGAAUUAUCUUCGAAAAUGAUUAUCUUUUACUGUUUAUUAUUCACGACAUUUUCUCAUUUGACCACGCAAGAAUGGAUUUCAUCACUUAAUCCAAUAACAUUCUCACGAAGAGCAGUCGAAACUCUACUGAAACAUGGAGGCUAUGCGAUUAUCAGUGCUGGAAGAAAUCCUGCCAUUAUGACUGAUUUGUAUUUAACUGAUAGUAUGAUUGAACAGCGGACGGCGAAGUUGAUCGAUGAUAUUCAAGAUGCAUAUGUCUAUUCAUCGGUUAUUGGCUCGUAUGACGGAGGAAUUGAACAAAGUUUUCUACUCAUUCUACACAAUGAGUCACCGAAAAGUGAAUUACAGGAAUUGAUCCAAUUAGGUGAAAAAUAUAAUCAAGAUUCAAUCAUUUAUGUGAAAAAAUCAACACCACCAGUUCAGAAAAUGGUCUAUACAACAGGUGACUAUCGCGGUAGACAUGUAAGAGGAACUGGUUAUGAGAAAUCGCAACCGAAUAUGACCGAUAACUUCAGUCGGAUUCAACUUUGUUCGAACGGCACAUUCGAGUUCAUGUUAAACUUCAAUUUUAAAUACAUGUAUCGUAAUAAGAUUCCAUUCCGAACGGACCAGCUGGUCGAUUAUCAUCGAAAAAAUCAAGAAGCAAAUAAACACAAAUGUCAGAAUUAA
Adineta ricciae is the source of this 2193-nucleotide messenger RNA. NCBI's taxonomy places the organism in Eukaryota, Metazoa, Rotifera, Eurotatoria, Adinetida, Adinetidae. The record is from the annotation of a GenBank genome assembly.